GGAAAGGAAGACACAAACUAUUUGAAUUGGGGGGAAAAGCUUUCUUCGAAGGGUGUUUUUCCGUUGAAAUUAAUGUUUCGCUAAUCCAAUAAAGAUCAAAAGCAGUAGCUAUGUGGAUGUUAGAUGCCAGCGAGCGCUUGUGCCAUCGAACGGAGCUAAAAUGCUGCACACAGAAUCGCUGCCCACCGCUGGCCACCAGGGCAUCUAUGCGCCGCUAAGGCAGGCGAUGAGCGAUUCCGAAUCGGACGAGGAGAUCGAGAUUCACAACGCCACCAAGCACCGCCAACUGCAGCUCCAGAAUCUUCAGCAUCAGCAGCUGCAGCCUCAGAGGAGCCGGGUUCCACCUAAUACACUUGCUCUGAAGUCGCCACAUACUCGAGCUGCACCCACCGCCACACGAAUUGUGACCCGGAACCCGACUGCCUUGGCGGGAAACCCACAGAAAUUCCAGCUAGAGGGCAGCAGUUACACCACCAACAUGCAGAACACUUUCCGAUCCGUCAUGCUCAGCGAUAAUGGCGGCGUGGGAUCAGAGUUGUCCCACUUCAACAGCGAAUUCGAUUCCAAUGCGGACAAUGUGGCCAUUUUGGGUGGCACCCAAGGCGCCGAGGAUGCGGCCAAAAGGACACCCAUGUCGCCGGCCAGGAAAUGUUGCUUCAUCGGCAGUCUACUGCUCUGUGUCUUUGCGGUGGUGUCCUUCGUGUGGAUUGUGCCCUGCGGCAAUCCAGACGGCACUGGUUCCUGUCCAGCCGUGGGGGACCGCAUCAAGACCCACAACUGGCUGAACAACUACACCCGGGCGGAGCUGAUGGGAGGCGUUAACGUUGUAGGCGGAUUCCGCGCCUGGGAGAACAACCUGAUCUUUAUGUACCGCGGCGAUGCCUUCUUUCCGGAAUCCCGGCCGGGAAACGAACGACGGAAUGGCAUCAUCUGUCUCAUCGGCAGCUCUGGGGCUGUGGCCUGGUAUGUGGAGAUGGUGGACGAGCCAGUGGCUCUGGACUGCACGCUCGUUGACAUUGAUGGGAACGGAAAGACGGACUGUCUGGUGCUCGACGAAUCCGGUGAACUGGGGGCCAUCAAUGCCCUUUCCGGCGAGUGGCUAUGGUGGUUUAAGGAGCGUUCCGCCCGCAAAGUAGAUGCAUACGAUUUCCCCAUUGUCCUGCCCGAUCUGGAUGGCGACGGGGUGCUGGAUCUGUUGCUAGUCACAAGCUUGUCACUGGAGCAGCGAACAAAGUCGCUGGCCCAAGCAAAACCCGAAUCCUCCAGCCAGUUGGAGGCUCGCAACGUACUGCGUCUGUUGUCGGGCAAGAAGGGAACUCCCAUAGGAAGUGGCUUCACCAGCCAUGAUUGUGACAAGCUGUGCAAUCUUAAACUGGAGGCGGGCAACGUGAGCUUCACCUGCCAGCGGGUCAAUGGCACAGAACAGUUGCGCUCGAAGGGCCUGGAUGUGCUCUACACUUUGAUAACGAACAAAUCGAUUGGAAGCCAGCGCCUGCUGUCCACGGCCAAGAUAGCACAGCACCGGAAUCACGGCCAGCGGCGGGAGAUGGAUGCGCAGCGUAACAUCUACAGCCUCAGCGGACGGGAGCUUGUGCUGGAGAACCGCGGUCGCUGUCCGGAGAACUGCAAUGUCACGUUUGUCCUGAGCGAGGUGCGGGAUGGCAAACCCAAUGUGGUGCAGAGCUUCAGCAAGAGCGGAAUGUACGGCAUGGUGCCUGCCCAAUGGCACUUCAAGAACACCAAAAGCCAGAUGUCCGGCUUUGUGGUGAAGUUCUGGAAGUGGCACGGUCCGCUUAAGCCAGUCAAGCAGAGCUCCACGAGCAGCACCAACAAUGUUCAGAAGAGUGGCAGCAACAAUCACACCAAGAAUAUGAAUGCCAUCAAGGACAAGGAGAAGGAGCAGGCAAAGAGGAAGCAACAGCAGCAGCUUCAGCGGGUGAAAAGAGGCAGCCAAAAGCAGGAGCACGAGUUCCCACCGCACCACGAGGAGUUCGAUGUCUUCGAGCAUUUGAUACAGAAGAGGGAAACGUUCGGAGUGCCCUCCAAGAACCAAACAAAGACAAGUGGCCUCUCCUCCAGCGCCGGCUACAAGAUGCAGAAGAUCACGGAGACGGUGAUUCUGGUGCUGUUUGUGGGCGCAGACACUCACAUUGAGAACACCUCCCAGAGCGAUAUCAUCCAGUUCUGCCGCCACGAUCGCAACGAGUUGGUCUGCCAACCGGAUCUGAACAACCAGGAUCACUCGAUGCUGAUCGCCGAUCUGGAUCAGGACGGAUCCCAGGAGCUUGUCACUUACACGUCCACCUUUGUGCAUACCGAUGACGAGCAGCCUCGGAACGAGUUUAAACUGCUGACCUACGUGCGACUGCUGCGCCUCCAGGCGGAACUGCCAGCCUACUACGAGGACGGGAGGCGGAACUAGGCGGUAUCAGCACAUGGAACGAGCAUUUAGCCAGCCGGAAACGAGCUGUCGGACACGAGUAGUAGUUUAAUCCUAGAUGCAUGCAUUACAUUGUACAUUAAUAGAACCUUUUCUAGCCACUCCCAUAAAGUAAUAAAUCAGUAAACAACAA
Messenger RNA from Drosophila kikkawai, 2573 nucleotides. RefSeq lists its product as uncharacterized. The record is from RefSeq and is a predicted model, not a curated record. Lineage: Eukaryota; Metazoa; Arthropoda; Insecta; Diptera; Drosophilidae.